Messenger RNA from Microbotryum saponariae, 1169 nucleotides. The record is from the annotation of a GenBank genome assembly. Lineage: Eukaryota; Fungi; Basidiomycota; Microbotryomycetes; Microbotryales; Microbotryaceae.
AUGAACUCGAACAACCGAUCAGCGAUGAAUACUGCACUCAAGCGGCUCAUGACCGAGGCAAGUCGACGACGACGACGACGACGCGACAGACCUUCAACCUCUUUGGCCACUCACGUGCUAUCCUGACCGAUCUAUCUACCGAUUCGCUCCACAGUACAAGCAGUUGACCGCAUCAGAGAACGAGGACAGCAUGUUCACCGCGGGCAAGUCCCAUACACCCCUUUCGUCGCCAUCGGCUCGUCCAGUCGCGUGCCUCUGCCGCACCCGACCACGGCGGCCCACGUACCGGUGUGCGUCACUCAUCACCCCUCAGCCUCUCUCUCUCUGCGAUCUCACAGGCCCCAUCUCGGAGAACGACUUUUUCAUCUGGUCCGCGUUGAUCCAAGGCCCUUCGGAAACACCGUUCGAAGGUGGCGUCUUCGAGGCCGAAUUGACCUUCCCACGCGACUACCCGCUCAGCCCGCCCAAGGUGAGCAACACGUCAGGCACACUCGAGGGCUGACCACGACCGCCGUGAGCUGAUGACUGGUCUGCUUCCACCUUUGCCCCGCUCCCGCUCAUGUUGUCGUGGACGUGCUGCGUCGCCACGCGCCGCCUCUGCUGCCUUUGUUCAACGACGCCGAAACUCCGACUUGGCAUUCGGGUCAUCUUUCGGCACCCAUAGAUGAAGUUCACACCACCCUUGUUCCACCCCAAUAGUCAGUCAAAAUUUCAAAUCCUGUUGAAUCACCCAUUCACAUGAACCGGCAUCGUCUUCCCCUCCCCCAGUCUAUGCCUCGGGAGAUGUCUGCAUCUCGAUCCUCCACGCCCCCGGCGACGACCCCAACGCGUACGAGUCCUCGUCCGAACGAUGGUCCCCCGUCCAAUCCGUCGAAAAGAUUCUCUUGUCCGUCAUCAGCAUGCUCGCAGGUACGUCCAGCCCAACUUCCCCCAAAGCACCUUGAUCCGAGCUAGCAGAGACUGAUCCGGGUUUUCCACUCGCAGAACCGAAUAUCGAGUCCGGCGCCAACAUUGACGCAUGUGCAAGUUCUCUCCUUCUCACGCACUCUGUCACUCGAUACGAUACUAACAGCUCAUCAUUUUUCCCUCUCCAGAAACUUUACCGAGACGACCGCGAGGCGUACGACGACAUGAUCCGCCAACACGUUAGGCAACAACUCGACCUGUGA